Molecule: messenger RNA, 1057 nt
Organism: Nelumbo nucifera (sacred lotus)
Lineage: Eukaryota; Viridiplantae; Streptophyta; Magnoliopsida; Proteales; Nelumbonaceae
Gene: COS1
Product: 6,7-dimethyl-8-ribityllumazine synthase / DMRL synthase / lumazine synthase / riboflavin synthase
Biological process (GO): riboflavin biosynthetic process
Cellular component (GO): riboflavin synthase complex; intracellular anatomical structure
Molecular function (GO): 6,7-dimethyl-8-ribityllumazine synthase activity
Source: RefSeq, a predicted model, not a curated record
UCCCCCACUUCGGAAUCGUCAUUGGAUUCAUUGAGAUAUCCCCACUCCACUCUGCUCUACUGUACAGGCUUAGCUUGAGGAGUUGCAGUUGCGGGGGAGAGAGAGACAAUGGCAUCUUCUUCGUUUGCUGGGGCCGCUGGAUCUUUCGUUGCGCAGCAUAAGAGAUGGUUUGCUUCCUCCACAAUUCCUCGAUCCAUUCCAUUUCUCUCAUUAGAUCAUCCAAAGACACUCGUCUCCUUUUCGUCGUCAGUUCAAGUUUCUUCCCCUACCGUAAUCAUUCAGAGAAAGGGUUCUUCUUUCGCUCAAACAGCAGCUGUUCGACACCUUAUUGGAUCCCUGACCAGAACAGAGGGCCUUCGUUUCGCUGUGGUUGUAGCACGGUUCAAUGAAAUUGUGACAAAGCUGCUGUUGGAGGGAGCUUUGGAAACUUUCAAAAGACAUUCAGUUAGAGAAGAGGAUAUUGACGUUGUGUGGGUUCCUGGAAGCUUUGAAAUUCCUGUUGUUGCAGAAAGGCUUGGGAAAUCAGGAAAAUAUCAAGCGGUUUUAUGUAUUGGAGCUGUGAUAAGAGGUGAUACUACACACUAUGAUGCUGUUGCUAAUUCGGCUGCAUCUGGAGUACUGUCAGCAGGGUUAAAUUCAGGGGUUCCAUGCAUAUUUGGUGUUCUAACCUGUGAUGACAUGGAUCAGGCUUUAAACAGGGCUGGUGGUAAAUCUGGAAACAAAGGUGCUGAGGCUGCUCUGACUGCUAUUGAAAUGGCAUCAUUAUUUGAACAUCAUUUGGAGGGUUAACAUUUUGAGAUUGUAAAAGUAUCAUGAGAGGUUAUCUGGCUUAACCUCAAGGAGCUACAAUCAGGUUGUUUCUUUAGAUUCUGGGACAGAAUAUUCCAUGUUCCUGAAAACUGAAUUUCCUACUUCCUAAUGCUACAUGCGGUUUUAAUGGUUAGUAGGACCAAAUACUUUUCUUGAUUUAUUUUUUUAUUUUUAUUUUUGCAAUGGUUUGCACCUUAUAUUUUAUAAUAAAAGCAAACAAGCAUGCCAACGUUUGGGAGUGAUCAAA